CAAACAUCUACAUAAACCGAUUUACUGUUACACUACCCGCCUUACCCCUCAAGCACCAUGGCUGGUAUCGGCGAAGAGAACCACAAAAAGCGCAAGCUACAAGACGCCACCGAAAUCGAAAUCGAUGUUUCGGCGCCUGAGCCCCCGUCUAAGAAAGCCUUGCGAAAGGCUAAGAAACAGGCCGAAAACCCAUCCAAGUCCACUACAGAUGAGACCGCAAAGGCGUCGGCUCCAGCAGAAAGCGCGGAUAACAACCAAAAGCGCUCCGAAUAUGGCAUCUGGAUCGGAAACCUACCAUUCUUCGCCACGAAAGAGGAUGUGCGCAAGUUCCUGAUCAGCAACGGCUCCUUUGCGGAGACGACCAUUACCCGAGUCCACAUGCCCAAGUCUGGCGACAAGCAUGGGAAGGCCCAAAACAAAGGAUUUGCCUACGUUGAUUUUUCCACGGAGAAGGCAGCCAAGGAGGCGCUUGGCCUCAGCGAACAGCUGCUUACUGGGCGUCGCGUGCUGAUCAAGGAUGCAAAGAACUUCACCGGCAGACCGGACAAACCUCGGGAGGAGGGCGCUGCUGGGGCAGCAGCUGGCAAUGCGCCGUCCAAGCGUAUAUUUGUCGGUAACCUCAGCUUCGACACUACCAAAGAGCUGAUUGAAGAGCAUUUUGCCCAGUGUGGAACCGUGGCAAGCGUACAUGUCGCGACAUUUCAGGACUCUGGCAAAUGCAAGGGUUAUGCUUGGGUGGUGUUUGAGGAUCUCGCAGCCGCCGAAGCAGCGGUGAAGGGCUUCGUGAUGGUUAAGGAGGACGAUGAGGAGGAGGAGGAGGAGGAGUCCGAGUCGGAGAGUGAGAAGCGCAAAAAGUCCAAGAAGCCGCGGCAGCGCAGAGUCUGGGUCAACUUUCUUCUUGGUCGGCGGAUGCGGAUGGAGUUUGCGGAGGAUGCGACGACACGGUAUAAGAAGCGGUUUGGCAAGGACGGCGAGGGCAAGAAGAACAACGCCGACAACGGUGAGGCAGAGCCGACAGAAUACGGCUCUACCGGGGAGCCACUUCGCCAGUCACGACCUGCAAAGGCUAAGAAACCAGAGUAUACACGAUACGACAAGGAGACCGUGCAAAAGCUGAGCGGUGCCAUUGUCGAAGGUCAAGGAAAGAAGACCACCUUUGAUUAGAUAUGCCUGCGACUACGAGAGAGAGAGAGAGAGAGUCGGUCAUUGAGGUGUGAAUCCUCCUUGCUGGAAGGACAACGCUGGACUAAGAGGCGCUCCACAGCAUAAAGUGACCACUUGAGGUCACUGCCCUUGUAAGCUAUGAGCUGUGAGCUGUGAGCUGUGACAUAAGCUGUCCAGCCCUUGCAUGGAAGCCACCCACAGCUUGACCUUGGGGGUGGGGAGGGGGAAGAUGACCGAUAUAGAAGCAUUGAGGAUGUGAGAUCCUCAGUACACAGAUACCCCAAAAGUCCCUUGUACAGUGCCGCAUGUAUGUAUGUAGUAAGCCAUGAAGCAGCAUGAUUCUCCCAGAUAG
Molecule: messenger RNA, 1516 nt
Organism: Aspergillus heteromorphus CBS 117.55
Lineage: Eukaryota; Fungi; Ascomycota; Eurotiomycetes; Eurotiales; Aspergillaceae
Product: putative RNA binding protein Rnp24
Exons: 1
Coding region: 58-1164 (368 amino acids)
Molecular function (GO): RNA binding
Source: RefSeq, a predicted model, not a curated record